Pollicipes pollicipes is the source of this 1845-nucleotide messenger RNA. Its product is annotated as echinoderm microtubule-associated protein-like 6. Gene Ontology annotation, molecular function: microtubule binding. The transcript is spliced from 10 exons. NCBI's taxonomy places the organism in Eukaryota, Metazoa, Arthropoda, Thecostraca, Pollicipedomorpha, Pollicipedidae. The record is from RefSeq and is a predicted model, not a curated record. The coding region runs from base 124 to 1845 and encodes 573 amino acids.
CGUGAGGGUGCUGCAAACCUUCGAGGCAGGAGCCACCGUGUGGUGUGGUGCUUCAAAGGAACGGCAGGUGACCGGCGCAGCCUCACUCGUCAGGAGUGAGUGCGCACUGCUGGGAAGAUCAAAAUGACCGCCAGGGCACCGCCUGACGCCAGUCUCAGGUUGGAGUGGAUAUUCGGAUAUAAUGGGGUAGCCAUGAAGAACGUCCACUUCCUGGCCAAGAACAUCAUCGUGUACUUCACUGCGGGCGUGGGCGUAGUGUUUCGCCUCGCGGAAAAGGACCAGAAGUACUUUCACGGACACAACGACGACAUCACGAGCCUCGCAGUGAGCCCGGACAAAACGAAGGUGGCCACCGGUCAGCUGGGCGACGAGCCCUACAUCUGCGUCUGGCACCCGUUCACGCUGGAAACGCUCUCCGUGCUGAAGGACGCCCAUCUGAUUGGCAUUAAGCGACUGGGCUUCAGCCUGGACGGCAAGAUGCUGGCCUCGCUCGGGAUGGACGACUCCAACACGCUGGUGGUGUGGGACUGGCAGCGGGGCACGAGCGUGGCCUCCACCACAGGCCACUCGGCGCGGGUACUGGACCUCACCUGGAGCCCGUACACGGCCAACGAGCUGGCCACCUGCGGCGACCAUCACCUCCGGCUCUGGCACCAGCUGGGCAACAGCUUCAAGUCGCACGGUGCUGUGUUUGGAGCCGCUGACCUAGUGCAAAACCUGACCUGCGUGCUGUAUCAGUCGGAGACCACGCUGGUGACGGGCACUGAGCACGGCCAUGUGUACGUGUGGAGGAACAGAGAGCUGUACCGCGUCAUCGAUGGGACACAUGACAGUGCCGUGCUGUGCCUGGCGCUGGCUCGAGACGGUCUGGUGACGGGGGGAGAGGACGGCCACGUCAAACUGUGGACCGCUCACUAUGACCCCAGCAAAACUGUUAGAGCGAGAAGUCCUGCGCUUAAUAGAGAUGGGGCUGUUACGUCCGUCGUCUGGGAACAUGGGCAGUUUUUGAUCGGCACUCGACUGAGCGAGAUUUUCGUUCACCACGACGCGGACAGUGUCUGCUACAUGCAAGGCCACGGCAAGGGUGAACUGUGGGGUCUGUGUCCUCACGUGGCCAACUACCUGGUCGUGACGGCAGGAGAGGACCACACUGUCAGGGUGUGGGACGUCGAGAAGAGAGAGGCGCUGCAGGCGACCCGUCUGGACCUGGAGGUCAUGGCCUGCGCCGUCCGGCCCGAUUCGUCACAGAUCGCCGUCGGCAUGAAGUACGGCACGGUGGCCAUCCUCCGCUCGGGCGACAUGUCGGAGGUGACCCGCAUCUCCGACCGCAAGGAGGCCAUAUCGGAUCUCAAGUUCUCGCCGGACGGAUCGCGGCUGGCGGUCGGCUCGCACGACAACUUCGUGGACGUGUACGAGACGGAGCGGUACCGGCGCAAGGCGGAGCUGGCCGGCGCCUCCAGCUACAUCAGCCACCUGGACUGGAGCAUGCACGGCGACUAUGUGCAGCUCAACAGCGGCGCCGGCGAGCGGCUCGUGUUCGCCGCUCACGACGGCUCGCGGGUGACGGACCAGGAUGUGCUGGACUCGUUGGAGUGGCACACACUGACAGGGGUGCUGGGGCCCGAGAUACACGGCAUCUGGCCGCGCUACUCAGACCUCACCGACAUCAACACCGCCGACGUGGACGUGGAGAACGGCGUUAUCGCCACCGGCGACGACUUCGGCCUCGUCAAGCUCUUCAGGUACCCCUGCCGGAAGAAAGGUGAGAACUACGACAUCGGCGAUACUCCAUUCCCAAAGGAGAUGCCUGCUGGUAGACAUGGAUGUCAAUUGAUCAGCCUUUAA